Molecule: messenger RNA, 1956 nt
Organism: Aspergillus affinis
Lineage: Eukaryota; Fungi; Ascomycota; Eurotiomycetes; Eurotiales; Aspergillaceae
Product: inositol polyphosphate multikinase
Exons: 5
Coding region: 1-1956 (651 amino acids)
Biological process (GO): inositol phosphate biosynthetic process; phosphatidylinositol phosphate biosynthetic process
Cellular component (GO): nucleus; cytoplasm
Molecular function (GO): inositol-1,4,5,6-tetrakisphosphate 3-kinase activity; inositol hexakisphosphate kinase activity
Source: RefSeq, a predicted model, not a curated record
AUGACAACGUCAUCAUCUAGAUCGGAGAGUGCCAACCCUCCCAAGCUGGACAACGAUAGCUUCGUCGCUUUCGACCAUGCCGCCGCCGGACACUUCGCAAUGCAAUCCGCAUGCGAUCCGAUUCUUUCGCAGUCUACUGUUCUUGAGAAUCAAUCUGCCACUGUUACAAAUACUGACGUGAAUUUUCCUAGCGACGGCGUUCGCUGCACGCCCUCCGGCUUCCUGAUUGCGAAGCCUUGUACCCCCGAAGAAGUCGCUUUCUACGAAUCCAGCGCCCUCCAUCCCACUUUCCGGGAUUUCAUGCCCACCUUCAUGGGCACCCUGUCAUCGACUGACCAGCAGCAUCCGCUCGCCCUCGCCGCCUCCCAACAAGGUGGCGCUGUUAUGCUGCCUGGAUCGGAUUCCUCGUCGACGACAAACACCCCUGCGACCACCGAGCCGUCAACCGCCCCCUCCGCGACUCCCUCGCACGCGGCGUCAGAUCCCACAGAACAGGGAAACUCUUGGGUACCGUCUGGAGGGAAAAAACUGGACACUGGCCUCUCGAUCGUGCUGGAGAAUGUGGCGUCCGGGUUCGUUCGUCCGAAUGUUUUGGACGUGAAGCUCGGCGCGCGAUUGUGGGCGGACGAUGCGCCUCCUGCGAAGCGCACUAAACUCGACGCGGUGUCCAAGGAGACAACGAGCUCUAGUCUUGGGUUCCGGAUCGCCGGGAUGAAGGUGUGGACUGGUGUGAAUGGGGAGACUGAUGCGGGGAGCAAGACGGAUCCGUAUGACGUGCGCCACGAGGGGUCCGAGGGUGCCAAGGGUGAGAUUAUUGAGAAGGAUGGCUAUAAACGCUACGAUAAGUGGUACGGGCGAUCGUUCAGCCAGGAAAACGUGAAGGAAGGUUUCGAGUCGUUCCUCGCCGGGGCGAAGGCUGGACCUAUCGAUCGUUCUAAAUUCCUGGCCAAGCGGUUGGCUGACGAGCUGAGGCGCGUGCAGCAGGUCAUCGAGGCCGAGGAAAGCCGCAUGUACUCGUCGAGUGUUCUGAUUGUCUACGAGGGAGAUCCUACCGCGAUGGAAAAUGCGCUGGAAGAAGAGAAGAAAGCCCAGGAGCGGGCACCCGAGGAAUCCGAAUCUGAAGAUGAGGAGUUCGAACUCGAACUCCAGGAAGAUGAGUCUUACCAGGUUGUAGACCUACCGACUGGUCCAGGCGGUGCACCGCAGCAGGUCAAUGCUAUUAACAUCAGCAUUGAUCCAGAAACCGCUCAGCUAGGCGAUCUCGGGGAGGAUGAGGACGAGGAAGACCCUCCCAAGGUGCAUGACCUGCGCCUGAUUGACUUUGCGCAUGCCAGCUGGACCCCUGGCCAGGGACCAGACGAGAACGUACUCAAGGGAAUCCGGAAUUUGAUAAAGGGGUUCAAUGGUUUGCUCCUGACGGGCGGUGAAAGCCGAGUUUACCGUCUGUAUUAUGCACUCCACUGCAUGGGACAAUCGAAUGCUCCGAUAUCGUCAGUCGACUGCCGGACCACCCCGGUUGCUGGCACCGAGGCGUCCGGGCCGAAAUCGCAGGAUAUCUCCCUGCACAUGACGCACAGCCAGAUUGCUACCUGCAUGGAGCGCUUGUCGAGCGACAUGGGCCCCGCGCGGACAGACUGCAGAGUAUGCAUCGAGUCCGCGAUUAAGAGCACGGAGGCUUUUGACGGCAUCGAAGGCCGACCGAUUAUAACCAAUAUAUUUGGAACGGCGCAUGCGCAGUUUGGUAACAUACUAGUCUUAUCAGCCACAUACAUAUCCCACUUGUCCGAGCUGAUUGACCGAAAUGAUCUCGAGCGCCUUCUGCGGCGGACGAUCAAUUUCCUGCUACAGAAUGGCUAUAUAUCCCCCGCUCUGCGGGCCGACGCGGAAAUCCUGACCCAGAUCUACACGAGGUUCUUCGAGGAGCCCGCAGGGAGCUUCACAUCGCAUUUUGAUUAA